Molecule: messenger RNA, 2692 nt
Organism: Ostrea edulis (European flat oyster)
Lineage: Eukaryota; Metazoa; Mollusca; Bivalvia; Ostreida; Ostreidae
Exons: 4
Coding region: 774-1607 (277 amino acids)
Source: RefSeq, a predicted model, not a curated record
AAAAUCCAUGCAUCGCACAUCUUUCUCUUUAUGAUGAAACGAUGCUGAAAUAGUAUUGUAUGUAAAUAAACAAAGUCAAUGCGGACAAAUGUAACAGUUACAUAUUGGUGAUCACAAGUCACCCUGUCCACCCCGAAAUUUGAUUUUCUUCAUUUUCAUCAUAUUUAUACAUUUUCUAUUCAUUGUAACCGUGCUUCAGAAUCAAAAUGUUAUUCACUAUUUGGGAGCUAAGAACGUUGUAAGGACGUCGAACCCAAUUCGAAUUUAACCCCUACGCAAACAUCUGCGUAUACAAUUGACAUAUACUGUGAUAAAUUCAAUUUCUUUUCAUUUUAUAAGAUAUAAUAAACAGGUGUGUAUAUACAUCAACUCUUAAAAAAAUACCCCCUAUUUACUUAAUGGUAGAUCUAGGGAGGGGGGUCUUUAAUUGGUCACGGGGCUUACCCCAUUCCCCUUUGGUUGAAUAUUUUUUUAUAGAAGGGUCCUCUUUGCCGUUUGCCCCCCCCCCCCUUUUGGGGUGAAAAAGAUACAAACCUGGGUCACAACUCUCUUUUAAAUUGUACAUCAAAGUUUGAGUGAUAUUUCUAUUGAAGAAUGGAUUUUCAAGGUCGUCUUCUCAGAACUAGGACCACAAGAAACAAUUUGAAGUAAUAUUUCUCUUAUAACUAUACAAAGAUGAUCAUCUGACUUCUUUUGUCCUUCUUGUUGGUGCCAUACAUGUGUAACGUAAAUCGCAAGAUCAUAAAAUUAUUUCAGAAAAUUGUUCAGACUUUAUGACUCAUUUUGGAGAUAGUUGUUUUUGGAAGAGCAACACUUCGUUAGAAUUUUGGAAAGCAGAGCAGAUUUGUCAAAAAGAUGGGGGACAUUUAGCUUCGAUACCAGAUUCCACGACAUUGUCAUUUAUACAACAUGAAUUUUUAUCCGGGGUUCCUACAGGAAACAAAUGGUGGAUUGGGAUUCAGUAUAUUAAACUAAAUGGAACGUAUGUAAACAUGUUCAAUGAGACUCAAAUUUUUACUCAGUGGGACGCGAACGAGCCAUACGUCUCUAUCUUCUACAUUUAUGUAUGUGCUGCCACAGCAAAUUUUGAAUGGUUUACAUCGCCCUGCAAGUCCAAGUAUCCGGCCAUUUGCUCCAGACGAACAGCUUGUAGAGGAUCAGAGCUACCAAUGAACAGGUCCACUCAGCUCAUGCAGCUGUUUAACGUCGAUGUAACUGAAAUGAUAUUUGAAUUUGAAGCGGAAGUGAAUUUGAGAUAUGGUAAACUCAUGGUUAAAAUGCAUUGUGGGAGUACUGGACACUGGGAAUCAGAUAGACGUAGACACUGCCUGUGUCCUUGCAGCAGACUCCAUGUUAGUACCAACAAUAUCUCGGUCGAAAGGAAGAUUUUGAAAAUCAAACAGGAGUUAAAGCUGAAUAAAAUCCAGCUGUCCAAAACCAAGCGACAGAAAAUCUCCAGCAGUGACAGCCGGCCCUCGGCCUUCGCCCUCGGUAGUGUGCUGGGAGUUGGGAUUAUCAUUACAUUCUUCCUCACAAUAAUGAUAUGCGAUCUACCCUCAUUACAUCGGCAAAUCAAUUCGCGACAUCGUAUAAAUAUAUGUCGGUGAUUCUAUAGUUUAACACCUAAACAGUUUUCUUUUGUAUUAGUUAUAUUAGCCAUAACUCAUAGGAUUUAUGAGAUUGGUCACUGUUUGUUAUCUUCACCUUUCAUAUUUUAAUGUUUAUACAAUUUACCAUGUUACGUACGAUCCCGUAUCUUAAAAUAGAAGUGUGAAACAUAAAAAGAAACAGAAGGUAAAUACACGAAUUUAGUCGAAAUAUACGCCAGUUUCGAGAUAAGAGCUCUCCUGUGUAGGAGGUACAUUUAGUAGAAUUUUGAGGGGCCUAAGUGGGACAGAGUGAACCUUCCGUCAGUGAGGAAGACGAUAAAAUGUAUUAAAAGCGGCUUCUUUUUAAAUAUGUAAAUAAUGGAAACACAAAAUACUAUUGAAAGAAAUGUUUUACUAAAGCAGAAACAUAAAAACAAUGUCAUAUUUGAGAGUAAUAUCCAGGAUAUGAUACCUACGACCAAUAAAAUUACGUGAUACAAUAAGAAUUCCAUGUAUCUAAUUACUCCCUGAAUACUUAUCACUUACUUACUUUGUGUAUCAGUUGAAUUUGGGUGAUGAAACAGCGUAUGAGAGACUUAAUGAGUACAUUCACUUAUGCAGUGAUGAAUAUUCGUCCCACUCCCGCAUGUAAACAAAUUGUUUCGCGCCUUACUAUGUACGAGAGUUCUUCAAAGGGAAAUAACUCGAGCGUAUCUCGAAACUGGCUUAUUAAACCUAUCCCUAGAAGGAUGUUAAAAAAACAAACACACAAAGUAAACUGGUCCUAACUGAAACUUUAAUUAAUAUCUUGAAUAAUGGACGUAAGGAGAAAAAAAGUUGUAAAUCACGAAAGAAAUGAAUUCAAACCACUGCGCAACACGAACGCAUUAUUUGUACAUGCCAACUUGAUAAGCACUUUAAUUCGUGGAACGGAUCAGACAUACAUUUGAGAAAAAUAUUAUUAAUUUAUUUGAGCAUUGAAUUAUUAUUUGAAAGAUGUAGUCUCAUAACACUGCAACGGUGUGUGCAUACAAAUUGAAUAACGCGCUAACUAUGAAAAUUUGUUUGUACAUACCAUUGCAUUUAUGAGACUAUAUCUUUCG